UCGCGAUAUGGGGAAGAGGUCCUUUUUCGCCAGCACCACCUGAGGAUCCCCUGGAGCCGCGAUGGAAGAGGAUCAGGAGCUGGAGAGGUUGGCUUCAGACUUGAAGCUACCCUUCGUCCUCAGCUUCUCGGGUGCUGUGAUUGUGGGUGUGAACCACCACACCAGCCCUGCCAUUGAACUAAGUUUGUUUGCAUCACAUCAGAGCCCCACAGCAUCCCUCGGCUUUGAAGGAAAGCCAUAGAAGAAUUGCUGAAGGAGGCAAAGCGUGGGAGAACCAGAGCAGAGACGAUGGGACCGAUGGGCUGGAUGAAGUGUCCUCUUGCUGGUACAAAUAAAAGAUUCCUAAUUAACACAAUUAAGAACACAUUGCCCUCCCAUAAAGAGCAAGACCAUGAACAAAAAGAGGGCAGCAAGGAACCCGGCCACAGCCAGGACCAGAAGGAGACCAGCUCCAAGAAGCACAGAAGCCACUCCUCCAAGCGCGGCCUGCACUCGGCCCGGGGCGCCGUGGGCUACUCGCCGCCGAGGAAGCGCUCCUCCCGGGACAAGUGCGACUCCCGAGCCAGCAGGCGAUGAGUGGAGCCCAGGGCAGCGCAGUACUGUGCCUGCACUGGGUCAGUGAGGACAGGGCGGUGGCAGGGCUCUGACCCCCGAGAAUGACUCUCCAGGGGGUCCUUUGCCAUCAUCCUAAGGUGGCUGCUGUUGUGUUGUUGUUGUUGUUGUUAACAGGAAAAAACAAAAACAAAAAAACCUUUACCAAACAAACCUUCCCUCCCUUGUCCUGAAGGUGUCCUGGCGAGAGUCAGCGGACAUAGCGUUGCCAUGCACAUCCAUGUUUCUAUCCCGUCUUGUUUGCAAGUUAGCUUCGAAACAAGCCGUUCUAGAAAUUAAAGUUUUCAGGUUGUUGAAAA
Molecule: messenger RNA, 911 nt
Organism: Peromyscus leucopus (white-footed mouse)
Lineage: Eukaryota; Metazoa; Chordata; Mammalia; Rodentia; Cricetidae
Product: protein POLR1D-like
Exons: 4
Coding region: 289-576 (95 amino acids)
Source: RefSeq, a predicted model, not a curated record